AUGUUCCUCAACGGUGAACUUGUUUUAUCCAAGUUAUUUGUUAUAUUUAGAGAUUAUGGAACCGAGAAGAAUUACUCUAAUGUAUGUUUAUUUAUUUUUUUAGAGCCGUGUACGGCCGUUUGUCAAAAUGGUGGUCAAUGCACAGGUUCCAAUACUUGUACAUGCGCUACUGGAUGGAGUGGUGACACGUGUACACUUGCUAUAUGCACAAGUGAUUGUCAGAAUGGUGGUACAUGUACAGCUCCUGAUACAUGUACAUGUACUAAUGGAUGGAGUGGUGACACGUGUACUAUUGAACUGACAACGUCAUCAACAACAACAACAACGACGACGACGACAACCACAAAAACAACAACGAAAACAACUACGAGAACAACCACGAGGACAACCACAAAAACAACAACGAGAACAACCACGGGAACGACCACGAAAACAACCACGAGGACAACCACAAAAACAACUACUAAAACAACAACAACUACAACAACAAAUAAAUUAACAACAACUACAACAACAACUACGACAACAACUACGACAACAACUACGACAACUACAACUACGACAACAACAACUACGACAACAACAACUACGACAACAACUACGACAACAACUACGACAACAACAACUACGACAACAACAACUACAACUACUACAACAUUAUGUACUCUAUCUUCUCAAUCGACCUGGUCACAAACUGCUACGACCAUAUUUGGCAGUCAAGCAGGUACAUCUGGCUCUACCCUUUCACUUCUUAAUACUCCAAUUGGAAUGUAUUAUGAUCAACCUAAUAAUAAUUUAAUCGUUAGCGAUUUUCAAAAUCAUCGUGUUCUACAAUUGUCUUUGAUUAAUGCGCCUUCAGUUGCAACAGUAAUUGCUGGAAGUAAUGGCGCGGGUUGCAGCUUGAAUCAAUUUACGACUCCUAUUGGAGUAGGUCUUGAUAGUUCUGGUCAAUUGAAUGUAGCAGAUACAACAUGCAAUCGACUCAUUAGAUUUCCAUCAAAUUCAAAUUCGACGAUAUCUGGAACAUCUGUCGGUUCUGUAGCGGGAGCAGAACAACUAUCCAUAAACGCAUUGACUGGUGAUAUUUAUGUAGCUAGUUAUAGUGGUAAUGCGGUAUACAAGUUUACCGGAGGUAGUGGAUCACCCGUGGUUGCAGCAGGUGGCAAUGGAGCUGGAAGUGGUCUAACUCAGCUUUCAUCACCAAAUGGUGUUUACUAUGAUUAUUUACAUACAAAUGCUUUGUACGUUACCGAUCUUAAUAAUAAUCGUGUAAUGAAAUACCCAUCUGGUUCAACGAGUGCAACUUCUGGAACAGUUGUCGCUGGAGGUAAUGGAUCUGGAAGUGGAGCGAAUCAGGUCAAUAGCCCAAGAACUAUACUGGUCGAUAGUAGUGGAGCUCUUUAUAUAUCUGAUGCAGGUAACAAUCGUGUUACACGUUGGCUGCCAAAUGCGACUAGUGGUAGUACAGUCGUUGGUGGAACAUCAGGAACAGCAUCGAGUCAACUCAAUUUCCCUGAAAAAAUCCUCUUUGAUAAAAAUGGCAAUCUAUUGGUUGUUGAUAGAGGAAAUAAUCGAAUACAACUUUUUAAUUUAACAACAUGCUAG
Messenger RNA from Adineta steineri, 1605 nucleotides. Lineage: Eukaryota; Metazoa; Rotifera; Eurotatoria; Adinetida; Adinetidae. The record is from the annotation of a GenBank genome assembly.